AUGAGUCUUUUGAAUCAGGUCUUCUACUUCUUCCACAUCCCCGGAUGGAGGUUUUUGCCUACUCAAACCAAUAGAAAAUUGAAAAGCAAUAAUAGAGAAAUUAUAGAAUUGAUAAAAGGCAUCAUAAAGAAAAGAGAUGAGGCACUAAAGGUUGGAGAAACAAGUUAUGAUGAUCUAUUGGGUUUGUUAGUGGAAUCAAAUCAUAGAGAAAUUCAAAAGCAUGGGAACAAGGAAAGUGGAAUGAGUAUUGAAAAGGUGAUUGAGGAGUGCAAACUUUUUUAUCUUGUUGGACAAGAGACUACAACAAAUUUGAUUGGAUGGACAAUGGUUUUAUUGUGUAUGCAUCAAAAUUGGCAAGAUCGUGCUAGAGAAGAAGUUUUCCAAGUUUUCGAAAACAAAGAGCCACAAUUUGAUGAGUUAAACCGCUUGAAAGAACUAAACAAAAUUCUCCAUGAGACACUGAGACUAUAUCCACUAGUAGCUUUGACUAACAAAGUAACUAUGAAGGAGUACAAAUUAGGAGGAGUCAAGAUACCACCUGGAGUUUUAAUUGCAUUACCAAUAAUUCUAGUUCACCAUGAUGAAGAAUAUUAG
This is a messenger RNA of Mangifera indica (mango), 594 nucleotides long. Its product is annotated as cytochrome P450 CYP72A219-like. NCBI's taxonomy places the organism in Eukaryota, Viridiplantae, Streptophyta, Magnoliopsida, Sapindales, Anacardiaceae. Gene Ontology annotation, molecular function: heme binding; iron ion binding; oxidoreductase activity, acting on paired donors, with incorporation or reduction of molecular oxygen. Bases 1 to 594 code for a protein of 197 amino acids. The record is from RefSeq and is a predicted model, not a curated record. The transcript is spliced from 3 exons.